AUGUCGUCGAGGACUGCUGCUGGGCGAAGACGCCUCCAAAGCGGGCAAGUGCAGACGAUCUCACCUACGCUACUUUCUCCGAAGGCCCUGUUCGGAUUUCGAUCAAAGUCGAAGGAUCAGAGGCGCACUCCGAGGUCCUCGCCAACACCGCCUUCCCCACAACGCCCAUCGGUGCACUUCACGCCGUCUACGGAUGAUCCGCCGUCUAUUCGUCAGCGUCGGGCCUCGGGUCCACCCCAAUCCGAUGAACAGCGCAACCCAUCCCAUCCUCGUCCACCUCCUUCCCCGAUACGCACCGCACCUCUCUCCCCACUUCCUCCGUCCUCGCCCCGAUCAAGAAGCACCAUGCAACUACCUCCGAGUGCCGAAUCAGCAUCUUCCGCCUGGCGCGCGGAGGAUGCGCCAGCUCAGGAAGGCCGUGCGCCUAUCUCUCCCACGACACGAGGUGGGCACCUCCGCGAUAAGGCCCCCGGCUCCCCCGCCCCGCGCGCGCCGCUGUCCCCAGGCGCACGAAACGCGCUCUACUUUGACGACUCUAUAUCCCUCUCACCCGUCUCCUCCCCCGAGCGCACGCCCUCCGAGUUCCUCGCUCCCGGUCCCUACGGCGGCGAGAACGCACCCUCGCCCGCGACUUCCAUUUAUAGCCUCGCCAAGGUCCCCAGCGCUACCUCGUCUUCCUCCUCGAAGAGAAGCAUCGACUCGAAGCGCUCAAUGGACUCGGACUUUGUCACGAGCCCGGAUUCGCCAACAAAGUUCGUCUUCCCCUCCGGCCGCUCGGUGGUGAAGCCUAAAGGGCCUGGGCCCAAAUUCGGUCGGAAAACGCCGAAGACCGGUACGCGUGUUGAGUCACCCACCCUCACGCCGGUUGGGUCGCGCACAUCGGCUGAGACCGUCGCCGCCGACCUUAGGCGCACUCGCGCGUUGUCGACCUCUACGGCUACCUCCUCCGGCACUGCGAUGUCUGCAAGAACCUCGCGCUCAGGAUCCAGCACGGACACUACAUCACCCGCGUUCGUAUUCCCGACUUCUCGAACUCGAGCGAAUCCCGCCUUUCGACCCGCUGUACGAUUGACGCCGAAGAUUCCAGUGCGACGGGGACGAGCACGGGAUCUAGCCGCAGGCUCAGAAGAACGUGAUUACUCUCCGAUGGAGAACACCCUGUCUUCUGCCGCAGGCAAUCGGGAAUCGGUGGCAACGGCAACUGAGCGUCGAGCACGAGCUCGAUGCAUUCAUCUCCGCGUUGGCGAGUACCCCUUCGACCAGUACAGUGCAGAAGUGCAGAAGUGGGAGAGGAGUACGCAUGAACUGCUUCGUUCACUCAAGCCGCCAGAUAGUCCAAGCUUUCACGAUUAUGGUCAUCUACCGCCGAUGACUCUGCUCGACCUCGGCUGUGGACAAGGCUGGUGGAUGCUCGAAGCCGCGCAUGCGUGGCGGGGACACGGCACACAGGUCAUUGGCUUCGACCUCGUCGAUACGACGUCGGAAAUGUGCGCGCAAGCGGUACGGCUAGGUCUCUCAGAUAACAUGCGCGUGAUAGUAGGGAAUUUUCUGACACAGCCGCUGCCCUUCGAAGACGAGACCUUCGACCUCGUUCGCAUGGCCGACCUCACGUACGCAAUCCCUUUUGACCAGUGGGAACAAGUUCUUCGAGAAGUGAAGCGUGUGCUUGCUGUCGGUGGUCGUCUCGAGCUCAUCGACGACGACGUGUUCUUCCCCUAUAGUGACACCACGCUUCUUCCCGCGCAACGCUGGUCCUACAGUAUCAGUUCCCCUUCGCGCUCACACUCUCCGCAAUCGCGACGCACGACAACGUCUUCCUACGUAUCCAGCUCACAUAGCGGCUUCGAUAGCGCCAGUGAGGCUGAGUCCAAUACGCUCUACACCGACUCGUUCAUCACCACCGCCGAUACCGAGACCAUUAGCAGCCCUCGAGAACCUCCAGAUGCGCGCACCACGGCUCUACGAACUGCCUCCGAGGAAGUCGAGGCGCUCUUCGGGUACAUGGUCAACCACAAGCUGGGUUUGAACCUACGACUGCACGCCUUCCUCUUUGACGCGCUGCAGCGCAUCUUCGGCGGGCUGGCGCGUGAGGUUGACACCAUGCGCCUCGGCGUCGAAGGUUUCCCUAGCGCGGCGUCGGGUCUGGUCCUUUGGCCAUCGACGUGCAUACCGAUGCGCGCUGCGGAUGUUGAGCAGCAUGCGAUGCGCCAUUGUCGGACGGUGCUCAUGUGCAAGGAGCUUAUGACCGAGUACGCGCUCGAGGUUUCGAACGAGGAGGACAUCGACGAUGAGACGAUCUCGGAGGCGCUUUGGGACUACGCUGAGUUUCUGCCCCAACGCUUCGGCAUCGCGUCGUCGAAGCGCGAGAGCGUAUGCACAAUCAAGCGCGAGACUGUUGUAUCCAGAGCGACGCGCCGCGACUCAACUGCAUCAUUGGAAUCCAGCCUGGACGCACUCAUGGAGUACCAAUCGGAGUUCCGUGGCAUGUUCGCGACAUCGUCAUCCGAUGAUGAGGAUGACUCUCAGGAAGCCGGCUGUCCUGCUCCUGAGGCCAGCGAAACAAACCGCAAGCCGUACGAGCCAGUCGCCGAUCUCACGCACAUACGCACAAUACGUGUUUUUGAAGCUGUGAAGACGUCUCCUUGAUGUUUUCAUUCGCCCCGUCCGGUCUUUACCCUAAACUACACUCGACCCGUCCUGUUAACCCGCUCGUUGGACUGUGGC
This is a messenger RNA of Schizophyllum commune H4-8, 2724 nucleotides long. RefSeq lists its product as uncharacterized. Lineage: Eukaryota; Fungi; Basidiomycota; Agaricomycetes; Agaricales; Schizophyllaceae. The coding region runs from base 1 to 2646 and encodes 881 amino acids. The record is from RefSeq and is a predicted model, not a curated record. The transcript is spliced from 6 exons.